Messenger RNA from Labrus mixtus (cuckoo wrasse), 2644 nucleotides. RefSeq names its product MAF bZIP transcription factor Aa (gene mafaa). Gene Ontology annotation, biological process: regulation of transcription by RNA polymerase II. The record is from RefSeq and is a predicted model, not a curated record. Gene Ontology annotation, molecular function: RNA polymerase II cis-regulatory region sequence-specific DNA binding; DNA-binding transcription factor activity, RNA polymerase II-specific. The transcript has a single exon. Gene Ontology annotation, cellular component: nucleus. NCBI's taxonomy places the organism in Eukaryota, Metazoa, Chordata, Actinopteri, Labriformes, Labridae. The coding region runs from base 996 to 1925 and encodes 309 amino acids.
GACACUGCGUGGCUGCACCGAGAAGCUUUUCAGAAACAGUUUGAGUGUUAGAGAGAAAACCAAGUGGAAUUUAUCACCUCUUGCAUAAUAAUACACACAGAGUCAUCACACGUAAGGUCUUCAACGACGCACCCCGGUGAGGGGGGAGAGGACCGCGGGGACCGAAGCUGUCACUAAUCCGCUGCUUGAGCCUAACAUCCGGACUGACCACAACACCAGGGGGGGACCAGACUCUCCUGUCCCUAUGAGCAGGAGCUCUUUCUGCAGCUUCAGAUCAAUCUCACAUGCAUGACAACUUUGAAAACUUAUGCACAAGCCAUUCCACUUUGGAUACCCAGGAGUUUGUUUUUUUUGGAACACUUUUUACGCACGUUUUACGCAGCGUCCUGAGACUGACUGUGUGUGGGGAAACUUUCACACCGGGCCACGCUGCAGUGACUCCCAGCCCCCCUCGCUAUACCUGGGACUCGAGAUCAAGUUGUCAAACAGCUACGAGGCGAAGAAGGAUGCUGGGAAAAUAUUUCUAAACACGCCGAAACCUUUUACGUGUGACUCGAUUCGAACAGAAGCGAGGACAGUAAAUCAGCAGGAGGCAAAGUGGUCUGCUGAGGUGAAGCGAGGACAAGACAGGUUGGUGUCUCCAAAUUCAGCGGGCUCGAGUUUCAGCCGCCCCGGGGGCUCCUGGUAUUAAAGCGUGCAUUUGACCUGGGAUAAGUUGUCAACAAGAGCUGCGCGCGGAGGCAAACUGGCAGGUGUACAAGUUCAUUUACAUGCAUACGUAUAUUCACGCCACUAUAUAUAGAAGUUGUCUUAGAGGCGAGCAGCCUUAAUAAGUUUGUGCACCCACCCCUCAGCCUGCAGCAGCCCCACGCACCCCGCGUGUGUGUGUCUAUAUAUAUAGCAUACGGGCUUUUAUUCCUCCUCGCAAUCUGUAUCCCAGAGGGCUGCCCGCCGUCGGUUUGGCUGUUAGGGCAGGAGUCGUCGCAUGGACUGACAUGGCAACCGACCUCGCCAUGAGCGCAGAGCUGCCGAACAGCCCUUUGGCCAUCGAGUACGUCAACGACUUUGACCUGAUGAAGUUUGAGGUAAAGAAGGAGCCACCGGAGGCCGACCGCUACUGCCACCGCCUCCCGUCCGGAUCUCUGUCCUCCACCCCGAUCAGCACACCCUGCUCCUCCGUGCCUUCCUCCCCGAGCUUCUGUGCACCGAGCCCGGGCGCGCAGCCCAACCAGAGCCUGACCAGCGGGGUCAACAGCAGCGGCAGCAGCAACAACAGCAGCGGCAACAACAAUCACAGCAACGCGGGCAAGCCUCAGCUGGAGGACCUGUACUGGAUCCCCAGCUACCAGCACCACAUCAACCCGGAGGCGCUCAACCUGACCCCGGAGGACGCGGUGGAGGCCCUCAUCGGGAACGCGCACCACCACCACCACCACCACCAGGCCUACGAGGGCUUCCGCGGGCAGCAGUAUGCAGGGGAGGAUCUGUCCGCGGCCUCGGCGGCCCACCACCACCAGGGCCACCACCACCACCAUCACCACCAUCACGGCCACCACGCCCGCCUGGAGGACCGCUUCUCGGACGACCAGCUGGUGAGCAUGACGGUGCGGGAGCUGAACCGGCAGCUGCGGGGCUUCAGCAAGGAGGAGGUGAUCCGCUUAAAGCAGAAGAGGCGCACCCUGAAGAACCGGGGCUACGCGCAGUCCUGCCGCUUCAAGCGCGUCCAGCAGAGGCACAUGCUGGAGACCGAGAAGUGCACCCUGCAGAGCCAGGUGGAGCAGCUGAAGCAGGACGUGGCGCGCCUCGCCAAGGAGAGGGAUCUUUACAAGGAGAAGUACGAGAAACUGGCCAGCCGGACCUACAACGCGGGAACGAACACGAGAGACCCGUCCGGGAAACAGGCCAACACCGAGUUCUUCAUGUGAGAGACUGAAGCAUAGACUCUGAGUCACACCCCACAUACACAUCCGUGUUACAUUAAUUUAUAUUUUGUUUACAGUUAUUCCCUCGACAGAGAAGACUUAAAAACACAACAACAAAACAUUUACGCAUUUUUUAGAUGCGCGCAGAAGUAGUUUCUUCUGCGCAGUUUGAGUCUUAAAGAUGUUUUUUGGCUGUCAGGUGAGCACAUGGGAUCACUUAACCUAUAGACUUGUUUUCUCUGGUGCAACAGAACCCGGUCAGUCUUACUGAAGCACUCUGACACUGAUCAUGACUUUGAUGAUUUUGUCUUAACACGCGGAGGUUCAUUUUUAGAAACUCAGAUUGGACUGAAACAGAAUUUAAAAAAAGCAAUACACCGCCUCUCUCUUUUUGUGGCUCCAGGAAGCUCAUCAGACUGUUUGUGUGUGAAAGCGAGGCGGUCUGCAGAGAAGAGACAUUUUUCAAUAUUGCAAGUCUAUAGUUUCCCAUCCCUGCAUGCAGGACAUGUAUGGAAACCUCCGAGUCAUCUCCCACGACCCUCCCACAUGUAUGGAAAGCAUGGCCCAUGGUUCUCUCCUCCUCGAGAUGCUUCUCCUCCCUCAUCCUCUGCCAUCAGUAAGGCCUGGGUAUGCAAAUAAAAGCCACAAAAUGUUUAUCCCCCCCUCCCCUCCCUCAACCCCCUGAGAGGUGCAAAGACUGCGGACUAAAACCUGCAAAACAA